Molecule: messenger RNA, 4315 nt
Organism: Micropterus salmoides (largemouth bass)
Lineage: Eukaryota; Metazoa; Chordata; Actinopteri; Centrarchiformes; Centrarchidae
Gene: rce1a
Product: Ras converting CAAX endopeptidase 1a
Exons: 8
Coding region: 165-1133 (322 amino acids)
Biological process (GO): CAAX-box protein processing
Cellular component (GO): endoplasmic reticulum membrane
Molecular function (GO): metalloendopeptidase activity
Source: RefSeq, a predicted model, not a curated record
UGAUGACGUCGUUAUAGAGCGCCGCAGAAGCUAAACAUCUAGCAACGUUAGCUCAUGAUUUGUGAGGAGGUUAUUACAAUGGUUGAUAUUUGAUCUUGUUAGAUGGUCCAGCAACCGCCCCGGUGCCGAGUAGUUGUUUGGUUCAGUCUCAGCCGGCAGUCGUUAUGGCAGAGGAGGGUGAUUUAUCACCCAGCCUUCUGACAGAGGAUAUAAAACACAGCAAUGGCGACUUCGUGCCUCCAGAAGGUCUCUGCUGGGUGUCAGUGCUGUCCUGUCUGCUGCUGGCUUGUUCUUAUGUUGGUAGUUUGUACGUAUGGAGGAGUGACCUGCCGAGGGAUCAUCCCACUGUCAUAAAGAGACGCUUCACCAGUGUACUGAUCGUGUCGGGCCUGUCUCCUCUCUUUGUGUGGGCAUGGAGAGCGUUCACAGGUGUCAGGACUGGCCCAUCAUUACUGGCCCUCAUGGGGAUCCGGCUUGAAGGCCUCAUUCCUGCCAUCGUACUUCCUCUGCUGCUCACCAUGGUCCUGUUUCUGGGCCCACUCAUGCAGUUGGCGAUGGACUGUCCCUGGAGCUUCAUGGAUGGGAUCCAGGUGGCCUUUGACCCGUGGUUCUGGAUGUUGUGUUUCAGUGACAUGCGCUGGUUGAGGAAUCAGGUGGUGGCACCGUUAACAGAGGAGCUGGUGUUCAGGGCAUGCAUGCUGCCCAUGUUGGUGCCCUGUGCUGGUCCUUCCAUUGCCAUCUUCACCUGCCCCCUCUUCUUUGGCGUAGCUCACUUCCACCAUGUGAUCGAGCUGCUGAGGUUCAGACAGGGGACGCUAUCCGGGAUUUUCCUCUCUGCAGUGUUCCAGUUCUCCUACACAGCCGUGUUUGGGGCCUAUACUGCCUUCAUCUUCAUUAGAACAGGUCACCUUGUGGGUCCGGUGCUCUGCCACUCCUUCUGUAAUUACAUGGGUUUUCCCGCCAUCAGCGCAGCAAUGGAGCACCCCCACCGCCUCACUGUCCUCUCCUCCUACCUGCUGGGGGUUCUCCUCUUCCUCCUCUUGCUCUUUCCCUUCACUGACCCCUCCUACUACGGCCUCCCCACACCAGUCUGCACCCUCACCUUCUCCCCCAGCUCCCUCUGCCUCUCCUGAUCCCUGCCCCCACACACUUCUCUGCUGGUGUCACAUCACCUACUACUGAUGAAGCAGUUGAGGGUGGGUUUUUUUUUGUUUUGUUUUGUUUUUUUAGGGGUCAUGGCAGGUCCAGUUUGGACAGACAGCACUAACAGCUAUGUGUGCUAAGUUGCCAUGGAGAGGUGGGGAAAUCUGUAGCCAUGUUCUGUGGUCUAUGGACCCUUGAAAUGUCAAUACAUUUUCAUGACAUAUUUCAAUUAAUCAGCUGAUGCUGAUCAGCUGAUACAGAGUUUAAGCAGGUGGAGGUUUAUGUUGCUGCGAGUGAGCCCCAAGAGCAUCCAGGUCCAGGACAGUUUAUGUGAUCUUUGGCCUGCGCUGCCACCCUGAUACAUUAUUUUAAUGUAGUUCUAACACUGAAGGACAAUUCCUCCUCCUCAGAUCCUCUUAUGCUGAUCGAGCUCAUCAGUUUGUGGUGGAGCAUUAUAAUGUACCUUUCUGGUGUACAGAUGUACCACUCAGCCUGUCUCGUCUUUUUAAAGGAUGAUUCUGGUUUAUUACAAGUUUUCGGGAUUUUCCUCAUAUCUGUCAGUAAUAAUAAAAGUUAUUGCAGCGAUCUGGAAACAAAGAGACAUCACACAGAAGUCCAGUCGAACAGGUUUUAAACAAAAUCCCAGUUUAGUCAGCAUGAUGUGGAAGAGAAGGCAAACAGGAAGAGCAACAUUAUUACCCAAACUGUCUGUUGUAAACAUCAGUCCACUUCCUGAUUCAUCUCUGACUGAGUGCACCUGUAGUUAUUAGUUAUCAGUUAAACUACAGAUUAUUUUUCAAUCAUAAUUUAAGAGGCCAAGGUGAUAAGAUAAGACAAAAAUAUAAAUAAUCACAUCCGAGAAAAUAGUGUAGGAGUAUUUAGGGUUUUAGGAAUUACUGAAUUGGUUCCACCCUAGCAGACAUGGUUUUCAUGUGCAAUGAAACUACUCGACACCAACAAAUCAUAAUGGCUUCUAUAGUUGACCAACUUUAGCUUAUUACAGAUCUAUUGCAUUCUGUAUGCUGGAAUGAAUAAGAAAUUCCAGAAUGCCAAAUAUGUUUGAGGCAAUUUAAGAGCAGUACUCACCCAAGGCAGCACCCUGUUCUAUGUAAGCCACUUGAAGACAACGCCAGAAACGCUGGUGGUGUCGCCAAGCAUGUCAUUUCAGGUUAAUGCCUGUUACUGCUACAGGCUGUGAUGCCAUCCUAUUUUUCACCAUCAGUGCUGUGAAACUGUUCUGUUAACAUACCUUACUGCUGCAUUGUGUGUCCAAAUCUUUAGUUAUGUUAAGAAAUUACAUUAAAAAAAAACUGGCCAAAAUUCCAGAUGCUUUUAAACGGUGACAUGUUGAUAUUGGUGUUGGCCAAAUAAAUCCAGAAUUGAGUAUUUUUUUUCACAUUUCAGGUAGACUUCAGUUUGACCUUCAAUCAGAAGGAAAGAAGAAAACUAUGAAAAUAAGAAUAGCUGUAGAGUUCUUCUACCGGACAGGGCUCCACAAAGCAUAGGAGUUCAGGUCGGGUUGGGGCCAUUAAAAAAUAUAUAUCUUCAGGUCUUGGGUCAGCUUUGUAUUUUGAAUUCGGCAGUACAAGUUGGGUUCAGUUGAGGUCUGGGUUGCUUCCAAAAUUUUAGGCCCCUACAGAACUCGACCAAGGCAUAAUAAACCAGAAUGAUCCUUUCAUGCCUUUGAGCAUUUCUUGGGGGAGACAUGAAGUCAUUGCUUUCAGCAUAGAGGGUUGUUGGAGAGACAGUGCUCACAACCCACACAUGUGUAAUGGCUGCAUUGCAUUCUGGUCUACAGAGGCUCAUAGAGAUGUUAGCAUCUUUGCAAAUAAUCCUGCUGUGGCUGCAGUAAAGUACAGAAAUGUUGGUGUGAUGUUGAAAUAGGUACAGGACUAUCAUCUAUAUUUCGUUUUUAAUGUUUGGAGCUUGUUGUUGAAAGUGACAUUUCAGCUGGAUUACUUUCUUUGUGUUCAUACAUCAGGACUCUGCUGUUUAGAGAAAUGUUCUGCUGGAAUCGGUCAGUGUUUUGUACGAUACAAUAAUAAUUUUGUACGAUAUUUAUAUACCUCUGCAUGUUUCACUGCUGUUAGUUGUUUUGUUGGUGAAGGUGGGUGACGGGAUAACUUGGGGGGGAUGUCAGUGUUCAUAAUGCCUAAAACAUACUCUAUUUAAGUACACCAACACAAACGGUUGUACAUACUCAGAUGAUUAAGGUGUACUACAUGUCCUCGGGGAGGUAAAAUACAUCAUUUCUCAAGCGGGUCAUACAGAGUGGUGAAAAUGGGCUGUUAAAGCAGGCAGUUUCAUUCUGUUGGUUGUAGACCCCCUAGCUGUGAUACUGAAUUAUGUUAAGGGACUGGUCACACCAGCAUUUGUAACAUUUAGCUUGUGGAGGCAAAGUCAGUAUGUGUAAGAGACUUUGUGAAUUUGCGUCAUUUACUUUUUACAAACUUACUUGUUGGCACUGACCUCUGAGCACGGCUAGAUUACCAACUGAGCAAAGCGGGCAACUGCCCAAGGGUCUGCAAAGCCCCCAGGUUCACUGUGUCAGUUUGUUUUAUAUCAUUUGUGUCCUUACACAGAGUAUGUUUGGGUCCUAAAGCUGGAGAUUUUUAUAUGUUUUAAACCUCCAGUGAGGAACUUUACUUUGAGGUCCUAAAAUGGCCUCUAAGACUUGUUUUCAUGUGCCAGUUGAGAGUUUUUCUCUUCCAAAAUAUCCAUUCUGAGCAUCUUGUCCACAUUUCCUAACUAGUCACUAUUAAAAUUUGGUUGCACAAUUUCUUAGCUGUCUCUUACACAGUAUAUUCGUAGACGUAAAAGCUAUGAUUAUGCCUUUUGCUCCCACGCUCUCGUGCUUCACUUAUAUAUUGCCUUGAGUUGAAGGAAAAGUAAUAUUCCAACACUCAGGUGUCAUUUAAUAGAGGCAAGAAUACGCCAACCACUACGUUGCAUGCUGCUACUUGUAUAUUUACAGUACAAGUAAAUGGGUUAGGGUUCACAUCAAUGCACAGCUUUACUACAAAAACUUUAAAGAUAAUACUCUGUGAUAGAGCCCGACCGGUAUGGAAUUUUUAAGACUGAUAAGACGACCCCCCCCCCCCCUUCUUUUCAGAAACUUAUAACAAACAAAGAUUAUCCCUAACGUUUGUUAUGUGUAGUUAAGAGACCUCAA